Molecule: messenger RNA, 328 nt
Organism: Ilex paraguariensis (yerba mate)
Lineage: Eukaryota; Viridiplantae; Streptophyta; Magnoliopsida; Aquifoliales; Aquifoliaceae
Source: the annotation of a GenBank genome assembly
AUGGCAAAUGUAACAGGGCACCUUAAUCAAACAACCAUAGGAGGGCUAAGUGAAAAUACACUUCCUUUUUCCAAGUCUUCGUCUGCCGAUUUCUUUACUCUUUAUCUUCUCUUUGCUUCGAUCCUCAUCAUUUUUGGACUCUUCGAUGUCCAUGGCUUCUUCAAUGUCCAAUUAGUAGCCCUAAAAGUCUGUGAACCCACCGGCGAGCUUCUCAGAACCUUAGAUCGCCGAGGCAAGCGAAUCAUCGAUUUCGUCGACGAUCAGCCGACCAAGAAGCUCAGUGGUAUCAAUCGAGCGUCAAAGAAGGCGAUCUUUGAGGCUGUGACAG